AUGGUAAACUAUAAAUAUAAAAUAUACCACAAUGUUAAAAACCUCACAGUAUGCUAUAGGAAAAUCAAUAAAGAUAACUUCAUCUUUCUGGGGGGAAAUGUAUUUAGCAUUACAAAUUCAAAUGUAAAUUUUAUAUAUGAAUUCAAUAAGGAAUACAUUAAAACUUUGCAUUGCCACAUAAUCACCAUCUAUUUUGUGUUACACAAUAAAAAUGAUGUACUUUUUGAACGUGUGUACAUCAAAACCAGAAGGUUACUUUUUGCUUUUCCCUUUACUGGCAACUUUGGACACAUUUUUAGGUUUUGGUUCCCAGAGGGCAUUUUUCACGCUGCACCUUUGUCCAGCUUGGCAGCCUUCUUCUUGUCAGUUAUUUCCCUGACUCUGUUCAUGUAUAUUCUGAUUCUUUCCAAUUCCUGCUUUACUGGGUGUUCCUUAGGAUUAACUCCCUGA
Pipistrellus nathusii (Nathusius's pipistrelle) is the source of this 450-nucleotide messenger RNA. The record is from the annotation of a GenBank genome assembly. NCBI's taxonomy places the organism in Eukaryota, Metazoa, Chordata, Mammalia, Chiroptera, Vespertilionidae.